Teleopsis dalmanni is the source of this 2992-nucleotide messenger RNA. It is a transcript of the gene scaf, whose product is annotated as inactive serine protease scarface. Gene Ontology annotation, biological process: proteolysis. Gene Ontology annotation, molecular function: serine-type endopeptidase activity. The record is from RefSeq and is a predicted model, not a curated record. Bases 126 to 2174 code for a protein of 682 amino acids. The transcript is spliced from 7 exons. NCBI's taxonomy places the organism in Eukaryota, Metazoa, Arthropoda, Insecta, Diptera, Diopsidae.
GUUACUCGUUCGUGCGAUCGUUUUGUUUGUUUGAGUUUUCUAACCAACAUCUUUCAGUUGUAAGCACAUCAAGAACUUACUAAGCCUUAAGUGAAUAAAAACCUUAAUAAAUAGAAUAAAUAAUAAUGUCACGGUGUCGAACCAUACUUUUGGGCCUCUUGGCUACAAUGCUUUAUGCUAAUGUGCACGCCGCACAAUACUCAGCAAAUAUGUUCCUCAAUGGCCAAUACCAGAAUGGUAUUAAGUCACAUCCCGAAACGCAUUUCUCCGUGAAUCCAGCGUCCAAUAUAUUCCUCGAACACGCAAUUAUAAGUCGUCAAGCACAAGGCUUCCAAGGCCCUACAUAUCUGCCACCAAAAGAGUUCCUUAAAUGUACCGGCGGACAGACAUGCGUGCGCAGAGGUCAAUGCCAGAGUGGCUAUUUUACGCAACAAUUACCAAAGAUACAGAACUGUGACCCCGAAACAGAUGUUUGUUGUACAUAUCGCCCACCUCCAACAACCACAACUACAACACAAAGACCUUUCAUUACUUGUCCUUUCGAUUCGGAUUGCGUUUCGCCAAGAGAUUGCUACAAUGGCGAAAUUGCAUCUGCUAACUAUGUGAAGAAACCAUCGUCUGAUCGUUGUUAUGCACCUGAGGUAUGUUGUCGUAUGCCUUCCACAACUUUAACCGAAGAUGGUUAUGUUUUGAAGACACCAGCUAAGAAAUUCCCCUUGCCCACACCUACAAAUCCACCAGUACCAGAAACAACACCAGGCUAUUAUCGUCCACCACAAACCACACCACCACAAGUUUAUCGUCAACCACCCACAACAACAAGACAACCUUUCUAUCGUCCACCAACUACCACUUACAAUCCAGCACCCACAACCACUUUACCACCAUACCGUCCACAACCCACACAACCUGCUUAUCGUCCACAACCCACACAACCUGCCUACCGUCCACAACCAACACAACCUGCCUACCGUCCACAGCCUACACAACCUGCCUACCGUCCACAACCCACACAACCUGCCUAUCGUCCACAACCUACACAGCCUGCUUACCGUCCAACUAGACCCACUAAUGAAUAUUUACCACCUGUACAAGAUAAUGAAAUUCCACAACCAUCCAAUAUCAAACCCGUGACACGCACCCCAACAAGAAAACCAAUACGAGGUGAAGAUAUUUUGUCACCACAAAUUUUCCCCACACAAAAAGGUUUCGAUUUGCCCAAACAUUAUGCUAAAUGCGCUUCGGCUUUAGUUUGCACACCAGAGAAUUAUUGUAACACCAUUGGUGUCAUUACUGAUACUCCAGUCGAUCUCACACCUAUCGAAGCUGCCUUCCGCGUACCACUUACCGAUUGUUUGUUGCCUGACUCUGGUGCACCUGGCAAAUGUUGUCGCGACUCGAACUACGUUGAUCCAUGGCCCGUUAACUUGGCUGGUGUCUGCGCUACCAGAAAUAAGAGAACCAAACCAACUGGUGUCAAGGAUAUUGACGCCAACUUCGCUGAAAUCCCAUGGCAAGCAAUGAUCUUGAAGGAAUCCUCAAAAACUUUAUUGUGUGGUGGUGCUAUCAUUGGUGAUGAAUUUGUUUUAACCACUGCGUCUUGCGUGAAUGGUGUAAAUGUACGUGAUGUACGUAUCAAGGCUGGUGAAUGGGAACUGGGUAGCACAGCAGAACCAUUGCCUUUCCAAUUGGUUGGUGCAAAAACAAUUGAUACACAUCCCGAAUACAAUCCCUCAACUGGUGCUAACGAUAUGGCUAUCAUACGCUUGGAUAAACGUUUUGAAUUCGCUACACACGUACAACCUAUUUGCAUCAGCGACGAAGAUCCCAGUCCAUCCGAACAGUGUGUGACAACUGGUUGGGGCAAACAAGCUUUACAAAUUCAUGAGGAAGGUGCAAUAAUGCAUGUGACUGGCACUUCACCAGUGUCACGCAGCGAUUGUGGUGCUGAUAGUACUAGUGUUUGCAGUGCCACACAAUUCGAUUCAUGCGAAUUUGAUAUUGGCAGCGCUCUUGCUUGCGGUACUGGUUCCAGUGUACGUCUAAAGGGUGUCUACAGCGUGGAAAAUGGCUGCGGUGAAGGCAAAGUUGUGCGUUUCAGCAAACCUGAUGUUAAAUGGAUCAACACAGCGUUCGCCGAUAGAAACAAGCCUUUGUUGCUGAAGAGAUUUUAAGCGCCUCAACCGCACCCUUUACCUGUGAACAAGUCUAAAAUUAAAGAAAUUAAAUCAAACGUCAUUAUUUUAGGAAAUAAUCGUGUUAGUUAAACGUACACUAGAAAUACCGGAAGAGAAGAGAAAAAAAAAAUUUGUGUAAUUUCUUAGGCUUUUUUGUGUUUUAGUUGAACUCCCGUACUCAAAUUAGAUGUUAAUUCUUCAUUUACUCCUGACACCUCUCAGUGUUCUUUACUAUCCUCUUUUAUUCAUUUUGACUAUUUAUUUAUAUGAUCACUUUCGAUGUUUCCUUCUUAGUUGCAAAUUAGCUGAUGUUGGCCACCACCAGCUCAGCUCUUCUGCAGCAUUUCGUUCACAACACAUACGCGUACUUCCAAAAUUUAUUUAAUUACUAUUGGUCAAUUCAUCCAUUGUCUAUAUUUACUUCCUCAACUUUCAACUUCCCUCUGUCGAGGAGCGCUCGGCUCCUUGUCAUAUCAUAUCAUUCACUCGUAACAUAAACAAAUGAAUAAGUUAAAAGUUAAACAUUAUAUAAACAAUUUGUAAAAUAUUUUAAUCGUAAGUUAAGGCUUCCUUCACUCGCUGAAAUUCACUCGACCCACAUUGCCAAUUAAGAAUUUUGAGAUUAUUUUUCUUUUAGCGUAAGAAGUUUAUGGUUGUCAGCAGUUAACGCCUCCUUUGUCUAGGGAUUUGCAAUACAAUUUCAAGCAGAAAACUCUUUUUAAAUUUAUGAGCGCUACUUUAUGCCUUUUGCUUUUAUCGAUAUAAACUUAAACUUAUUCUACACUGUACUACAAAUAUUUAUAUUAUAAUUAAAC